This is a messenger RNA of Micromonas commoda, 1413 nucleotides long. RefSeq lists its product with no specific name. The transcript has 2 exons. Gene Ontology annotation, molecular function: protein binding. Lineage: Eukaryota; Viridiplantae; Chlorophyta; Mamiellophyceae; Mamiellales; Mamiellaceae. The record is from RefSeq and is a predicted model, not a curated record. The coding region runs from base 1 to 1413 and encodes 470 amino acids.
AUGAGCGCCCUCGAUGAAGCACGGAAAGAGAAGGUCAUGAACGCCAUGGAGCACACCAAGGCGUUCAUAGCCGCCGUCGCGGAGUUCGACGCGGACCAGGUUCGCGCCGCGGCGGAGGCCGCGCAGCGCGGGGACCCGAGCAUCAUCAGGGUCCUCGUCAAGGACGCGGGCGUCCCGGUCGACGCCAGGGACAAGGACGGCGCCACGCCGCUCAUGGCCGCGGCGGACUACGGCAAGCCCGACGCCGUCAAAUGUCUGCUCGCCCUCGGCGCCGACGCCUCGGCCAAAUCCAACAACGGCACCGCCGCGGUGCACAGAGCCGCCGGGAGCGCCAUGGGUGGCGGCCCUAAGGACGACAAGGCGUCCCAAGACUGCGUCAAGUGCGUCAAGUACCUUCUCGAGGCGCAGGAAGGCGGCGUGGACGAUACCGCGGCGCUCGAGUCCCGCGCCGACGACGGAGCCACGCCGUUUUUGAUGGCGUGCAGCCGGGGCGCGGAGGCGUCGGCGGAGUUCCUCGCGACGCGGGGCGCCAACGCGGCGGCGACGCUCAAGUCGGGGGUGGGCGCCGCGUCCCUCGCGGCGGCGUCGGGGAACCCCGGCGCGCUGAGGGCCGCGCUGCGCCACGGCGCGCCGACGGGCACGCGGCCCGUCGGCGGCAUGAGCGCGCUCCACAUCGCCGCGUCGCAUCCAAACACCUCGACGCACUCUCUGGAACUCGUGAAAAGCCUUCUGGAUGCCAAAGCCGACCCGAACGUCGCCGACUCGGAGGGGCUCAAGGCGGUGCACGCCGCCGCGGCGGUGGGCCGCGGAGCCGUCGUCGAAGUGUUAAUAAAGGUCACCGAACCCGACGCGGGUGCGGAGGAAUGGAACGCGUUGGCGGUGCAAAAGACGGUGCAGGCGAAGCUCGCGGCGAUGGGCGCCGGCGGCGGUGAGAAGCUCGCGGCGACGCCGGAGGGCGCCGCGCUGGCCGCCGCGCAGGUUUCCGAGACGUGCGUGCCCCACGACGUGCCGACGGAGGUGAGGGACGCGGAGGUUGCGGCGAGGACGAAGCGGGAGGGCGACGAGGCGUUCAUCGCCGGGGAUAACGCGGCCGCGAUUGACAAGUACACCAAGUCUCUCGACGCGGACGGGACGAACGAGAAGGUGUGGGCGAACCGCGCCGCCGCGAGGCUGAAGCUGCGGGAUUACGUCGGCGCCCUGCGGGACGCGAGGACGGCGAAGAAGAUCGACUGCGAGUACGUAAAGGCUUGGUUCCGGGAGGGAACGGCGCUGACGGAGCUGGGCGAUUACGAGGGCGCGGCGCUGUGCUUCUUCGAGGGGAUGCAGGUGGAGGGGCAGAGCGAGAACCCGGACCUGAAGCGGGGAUUCGACGCCGCGAUCAAGAAGGGACGGGACGCCAUGAUCAAGAAGUGA